Molecule: messenger RNA, 636 nt
Organism: Schizophyllum commune H4-8
Lineage: Eukaryota; Fungi; Basidiomycota; Agaricomycetes; Agaricales; Schizophyllaceae
Product: YjgF-like protein
Exons: 3
Coding region: 110-496 (128 amino acids)
Cellular component (GO): mitochondrion; cytosol
Molecular function (GO): deaminase activity
Source: RefSeq, a predicted model, not a curated record
GGAUCAUGCGCGGGCCGUGGGGAAGCCUAUCAUCGAUAUAAGGCCUCGGGAGGCGCUCGAGCGCAGAUCAGCCGUCCGCCCCUCUGUACCUCGCUCAGCUCGUCACAAAAUGCCCAAGGAAGCCGUCUUGACUCUGAACGCGCCGCCCCCGCUCCCGGGCAUCUACUCGCAGGCGAUCAAGGCCGGUGGGAUGGUGUACUGCUCGGGCGCGGUCCCGAUGGACGCGAAGACGGGCAAGCUGAUCGACGGCGAUGUGAAGGCGCACACGCACCAAUGCAUCAAGAACCUGAGCGCGAUCCUGGAGGAGGCGGGCACGAGCCUGAACAACGUUGUAAAGGUUAACGUGUUCCUCUCGAACAUGGACGACUUCGCCGCCGUGAACGAGGUGUACAAGGAGUACUGGGGUGAAGUAAAGCCGUGCCGGACGUGCGUGGCGGUCAAGACGCUCCCUCUCAACACCGAUGUUGAGAUCGAGUGCAUUGCAACCCAAAACUAAGAGGUGGAAUGCGUAUAGGGAUAUCUGAGCCUGUAUCUUUAGCGGACGUACUUGGAAUUCACCGUGUAUCAUGGCAGCACUCGUUGGACACCGAUCGCCACCAUCGCAAGCUCAAGGCCACUGCAUUUACUGCGUCCCGG